UAAGCAGAGAUGAAUAUCUUCAUGAUCCUGUUGUCUGCUCUGCCUGUGGCAAUUUCACUACAAAUUAAUUUAAACAAUGAACAAAUUUUCCAGGACCGGACAGUCAUUCAACUGUUGGAAAAAAAAGUUGGACUUUCGAAAGAAACUAGACAAGACAUAUCUCCCACAUUGUCCUGUGGAUCAACAUAUACUGAAGUCACUUUCCAGAAAAGCGAACUCUUAGCCUGGAAUGUGGAUAUUCCCAACAUACGCCUAAAGUACAGUACGUGUGCCGAGCUUCUGCACAGCAGUGACACAGUAACAGUGAGAUGGCAGAACGGAAUGGCAGAAUGUCGAAACAUAAUAACUAAAACUGAUGAUAUGGUGACAUAUGGGAACACAAUUCACUUGGUUCCUGAUGCAUCACAGGUUAUUUACAGAGAAGAAAUUUUUGUGAAUGUUAAAUGCAGUUAUCCUCUGAAUAUGAAUGUAUCUCUUGAAACCGGCUUGAUGCCUGACCUCAGCAAACUAUACAUGGACAUUGACGGCAAUGGACAAAUUACAGUGGCCAUGGCUUUGUACAAGGAUCCAGGGUACAGCACACCAUACGAAGAACCAUUCGUUAAAAUAUCAACAAAAUCGAAGCUGUACGUUGGAGUAUUUAUCGAAGAAAAUCAAUCAUUGUUCCACAUUGUAUUGAAAAAUUGCUUUGCCACCCCUACAAAUAAUAUUUAUCACCCAACAAAGUAUUUCAUCAUUGAGGAUGGAUGCCCUAAUACAAACGAUGGCACUGUCAGUGUGGCUGCUAAUGGUAUCGCAAGUGAAGCACAGUUUUCUGUACAAAUGUUCGAAUUUAUUGGUGGCUAUAUGACGGUCUUCCUGCACUGCGAGGUUUAUCUCUGUGAGAAGAAUUUAUUGUGUUCACCUACCUGCCCAAGAACUGGUUUGCGGAGUGAAACACUUGAAACCCAAAACACGCUGCGUGUAGGGCCCAUAGUCAUUCAAGAACGCAACAGCGGAACAGGAACGUGCCUAAGUAAACUGACUUUUGCUGCAUUUCUAAUAGCAUUUUAUUUUUAUAUAAAAUAAAAAACGUAUAUUAGUCACCAUUCGACAUUUUUGUGAA
Molecule: messenger RNA, 1105 nt
Organism: Xenopus tropicalis (tropical clawed frog)
Lineage: Eukaryota; Metazoa; Chordata; Amphibia; Anura; Pipidae
Product: uromodulin-like
Exons: 9
Coding region: 10-1068 (352 amino acids)
Cellular component (GO): plasma membrane; extracellular region
Source: RefSeq, a predicted model, not a curated record